AUGAUUCAACCUCAGACCCUUUUGAAUGUAGCAGACAACAGCGGGGCUCGAGAAUUGAUGUGUAUUCGAAUCAUAGGAGCUAGCAAUCGUCGAUAUGCUCGUAUUGGUGACGUUAUUGUUGCUGUGAUCAAAGAAGCAAUACCUAAUACGCCCUUAGAAAGAUCCGAAGUGAUCAGAGCUGUAAUUGUACGUACCUGUAAAGAACUCAAACGCGACAACGGCAUGAUAAUACGAUAUGAUGACAAUGCCGCAGUUAUUAUUGAUCAAGAAGGAAAUCCAAAGGGAACUCGAAUUUUUGGUGCGAUUGCCCGGGAAUUGAGACAAAAAUUUACUAAAAUAGUUUCAUUAGCUCCUGAGGUAUUAUAAAAUGAUAAUCUAAGGCAUUUGAAUGAAUUUCAAUCAUAGUAGAUUGUGUAUCACGUAUAUACCUUUCAUUUUAAAUUUUUUCAUUUUUUAAUUAAAAAGAAACUAAUAACAUGUUGAUUAUAUCAAAUUUUUGGGACACCACCGAUUUUAGUUCAUUAUGGGUAGGGACACUAUUGCUGAUAUAAUAACUUCUAUACGAAAUGCUGACAUGAAUAGAAAAGGAACGGUUCGAAUAGUAUCUACUAACAUCACCGAAAACAUUGUUAAAAUACUUUUACGAGAAGGUUUCAUUGAAAAUGCGAGAAAACAUCAAGAAAGAGAUAAAACUUUUUUGGUUUUAACGCUGCGACAUAGAAGAAAUAAGAAAGGGGCUUAUAGAAAUACUUUCUAUUUAAAAAGGAUCAGUCGACCUGGUCUACGAAUCUAUUCUAACUAUCAACGAAUUCCUAGAAUUUUAGGUGGAAUGGGGAUUGCAAUUCUUUCUACCUCUCGAGGUAUAAUGACGGAUCGGGAAGCUCGACUAGAAGGAAUUGGCGGAGAAAUUUUAUGUUAUAUAUGGUAAUCCCUAGAAUAUUAAUAUCCGAAUUGGAUCCAAUAUUUCCUAUUUGGGAACAAAAAAAGAAAAAAAAAGGCUUGUCUAAUAUCACUCCUCUAUUAGUUGAUACUUUAAGGGGGUUUUAUCUGAAAUGAAAGAACAAAAAUGGAUUCAUGAAGGUUUGAUUACUGAAUCACUUCCUAAUGGUAUGUUCUGGGUUCGUUUAGAUAAUGAAGAUCUGAUUCUAGGUUAUGUUUCGGGAAGGAUACGACGUAGUUCUAUACGAAUCCUACCGGGAGAUAGAGUUAAGAUUGAAGUAAGCCGUUAUGAUUCAACCAGAGGUCGUAUAAUUUAUAGACUCCGCAACAAAGAUUCAAACGAUUAAGCCGUUUUUCAACAUUCCUUAUUCCUUUCUACAAAAAUAGAAUUCAAGGUUCAAAAUAUCACGAAACUUAUUUUCUUCCAAAAAAUAGAUUCAAAAUUAAAACUAAAGAAUAACAAAUAUGAAAAUAAGGGCUUCUGUUCGUCAAAUUUGUGAAAAAUGUCGACUGAUUCGCCGACGGGGACGAAUUAUAGUAAUUUGUUCUAACCCAAAACAUAAACAACGACAAGGAUAAUCAUUCUACUAAACUAUAUACUAAUGAUCUUUCUAAAAUACUAAAAUAAUUGCUAAAAUAUUUUAUUGCUGAAAAAAAAUGACGGAUUUGUUUUGACAUGAAAUGGAUAUAUCCAUAUAUCUUUGAAUCAUAUUUAUGAGAUGAUAAAAUAUGGCAAAACCUAUACCAAAAACAGGUUCACGGAGAAAUGGACGUAUUAAUUCGCGUAAAAGUGCACGGAAAAUACCAAAGGGUGUUAUUCAUGUUCAAGCAAGUUUCAAUAAUACCAUUGUGACUGUUACAGAUGUACGAGGUCGAGUGGUUUCUUGGGCUUCUGCCGGUACUUGUGGAUUCAGGGGUACAAAAAGAGGGACACCUUUUGCAGCUCAAACCGCAGUAGGAAAUGCUAUUCGUACAGUAGUGGAACAAGGUAUGCAACGAGCAGAAGUCAUGAUAAAAGGUCCCGGUCUCGGAAGAGAUGCAGCAUUACGGGCUAUUCGUAGAAGCGGUAUACUAUUAAGUUUCGUACGAGACGUAACCCCUAUGCCACAUAAUGGCUGUAGACCUCCUAAAAAAAGACGCGUGUAGAAA
This is a messenger RNA of Amaranthus tricolor (Joseph's coat), 2088 nucleotides long. RefSeq names its product 50S ribosomal protein L14, chloroplastic. The coding region runs from base 1 to 366 and encodes 121 amino acids. NCBI's taxonomy places the organism in Eukaryota, Viridiplantae, Streptophyta, Magnoliopsida, Caryophyllales, Amaranthaceae. The transcript has a single exon. The record is from RefSeq and is a predicted model, not a curated record. Gene Ontology annotation, molecular function: structural constituent of ribosome; large ribosomal subunit rRNA binding. Gene Ontology annotation, biological process: translation. Gene Ontology annotation, cellular component: cytosolic large ribosomal subunit; ribosome.